Molecule: messenger RNA, 1068 nt
Organism: Penicillium atrosanguineum
Lineage: Eukaryota; Fungi; Ascomycota; Eurotiomycetes; Eurotiales; Aspergillaceae
Product: MOSC domain-containing protein
Exons: 1
Coding region: 1-1068 (355 amino acids)
Molecular function (GO): catalytic activity; molybdenum ion binding; pyridoxal phosphate binding
Source: RefSeq, a predicted model, not a curated record
AUGGUCGAGACAACCCCCGUCUCGAUCUUAGUACUAGGACUCUUCAUCCUUCUCCCAAUCAUCAUAUUCCCCAAACUAAAAGGAUGGACUCACACUGCCCAAUCCACAAUCCUCCCACGCUUAGGCCUACGCUUCUGGCGGUCCCGGCAAUCCAGCGAGAUAGUCUCGUUGCGCAUGUACCCAAUCAAAUCAUGCCGCGGCUUCGAGGUCCAGAAAACCAUUCUCAAAGAACAUGGCCUCGAUCUCGACCGUCGCUGGAUGCUCGUCGAUGCCAAGACAAAUGAGUUCUUGACGAUUCGUCAGAUCCCCGAUAUGACGCGCAUUGGCACCGCUCUUAGCGACAAUGGCCUCGAUCUGAUCAUCACGAUCCCAGAUGUCGAUUCUGAAAGCGUGAUAACCGUAAGCAUACCGUGCCAUCCGAGUCUGGACUGGUUGAAAAGCAACACGACUAUCGCCCCAGUCAAGAUCUGGGACAAUGAUACAGAUGGAUACAUCUACAACGAGUCUAUCAAUGCCCCCUUCUCCGCAUUCCUAGGCCGUCCAGUCGCACUGGUUUACAAAGGCCCAACUCCCCGCAUUCUAAAAGGAAACGGCGACCCCAGCCUUUUGGGCCGGAUCCAAACAACCGGGUUUCCAGACGUCUUUCCCAUUCUAAUCGCCUCCGAGGCAUCUCUCUCCGAACUUAACAACCGUCUCCGUCGCACAGGCGUUGACCCUAUUACCGUUGAACGGUUUAGACCUAAUAUCGUCAUCAAAGGCCAGACGCCCUGGAGCGAGGAUUCGUGGAAGACAGUUCGAAUUAGCGGGGAUAGAAAACCGCUGGAUCUGGAUGUUGUGGCGAGAUGUGCAAGGUGUCAGGUGCCGAAUGUAGAUCCGGACUCGGCGGUAAAGCAUAAGAAACAGCCGUGGGAUAUGCUUGUUAGUUAUCGAAGGGUUGAUGAGGGAAUUAAGUACAAGCCGUGUUUUGGGAUGUUGAGUGCGCCGCGCAGUGAGGGGGUUGUUGAGGUGGGCAUGAGGUUGGAGGUGCUUGAGGAGACGAGCGAGCAUCGGUAUAUCAAGGGGUUUUAA